This is a messenger RNA of Angiostrongylus costaricensis, 1284 nucleotides long. The record is from the annotation of a GenBank genome assembly. NCBI's taxonomy places the organism in Eukaryota, Metazoa, Nematoda, Chromadorea, Rhabditida, Metastrongylidae.
UUGGAGAAGCAUGUAGAAUAUGCAAACUUUCAAGUUCUUCGUCUGCUUCCACUGACGGCGAGUCUUCUGCGAUUCGGUCAGUUGUCGCACGUUCGCUCAUUAGCGUCAUCGAAAGGCCUAUGGGACGAUGAAAUGCAACGCGAUUUACCCAAGAAAUGGGAGAAACACGGCGAUAUGAUUGUAUUUCCACAAAAUUCAUUCACUCACAACAACUGGAGGUAUAUCGGUCGGGAAUUGUGGCGUGUAGUGGCGGAAUCGUUGAAAGUCGCUCGCCUUGGUCGAAAACGCUUCAUUGGCAAUGACGACGACAGAACUCCGCACGUCGAUUUGCUUUUCGGCGAACAUGGCUGGGUGGAGCACGUCGAUGAUCGCGGUAUACGCUUUGUCUACGAUGCUUCCAAAAGGGUGUUCAACAAUAAGAAAACUAGAGAAAUGCAACGAAUAUCUGAAUGGGAUUGUCACGGAGAGACGGUGGUAGACAUGUAUGCCGGUCUUGGCUACUACUCUAUGCGAUUUCUCAAGUGCUGUGGAGCAAAACAGGUGAUUGCCAUUGACUGGUCGGACGACAUGUGUGAGGCGUUGAGAAGAACCGCCGAAGCCAACGACCUUCGAGACCACAUAGUCAUAAUUGAAGGCGACUGUCGGCGGGUAACUCCGUGUAUGGUUGCUGAUCGUGUUUUCCUCGGACUUCUGCCAUCAUGUCGAGCUCACUGGCUCACAGCAUGCAAAGCUCUUAAGAAGGAAGGCGGUAUGUUACAUAUUCAUGAAGUGAUCGACGUCAGCACGAAGGAAAUUGCGCAAAAAGAGUCAACGAUGAAGUGCGUUUUGUUUUCUUUAAUUCAAAAACCUACAAACUGUUUUUUUCUAAAUACAUAUUUCACAUAUUUAGAAUGUAAAAAUGUGUCCGGUCCACCGGUAAAAGAUGGUAACGAAAAUCAACCAGUGAAACGAAAACUAUCCAGGUCACAGUCUAUCGUUGAGGAAUUAGAAAGCAGGACAUUGCCCACACCUACGGUUAGUUUCAUUUAUUUUGAGAACAGUGGAUGGAGAUCACUACCAGAAUCCUAUAAAGACUUUGCUAUCGAUUGCGCGACAAAUUGCACACGAUUUCUUAAUAAUAUCCACUUCUCCGACACAAUGUACUGCGUCACUAUAGUAAAUCUGGUCAGAUAUGGUGGUUGUUCACCAAAAUCGGAUCAUAUUGUAUUGGACCUGCUUUGUCGCUUAGAGAAUGUUUCUGUCGAAAAAAUGGUGGCGAAGUAUCUCACGUUGAAUCACGCAUGA